This is a messenger RNA of Thermochaetoides thermophila DSM 1495, 1788 nucleotides long. RefSeq lists its product as uncharacterized. The coding region runs from base 1 to 1788 and encodes 595 amino acids. NCBI's taxonomy places the organism in Eukaryota, Fungi, Ascomycota, Sordariomycetes, Sordariales, Chaetomiaceae. The record is from RefSeq and is a predicted model, not a curated record. The transcript has a single exon. Gene Ontology annotation, molecular function: ATP binding; protein kinase activity. Gene Ontology annotation, biological process: protein phosphorylation.
AUGGACCUCAAUUCAGCAUCAAUCCACGACGUCAUCCACCCCACAGCUGCCUUCUCGCAGAAUUCACCGCCGGCUAAUCACCCCACAGACCCGCCCGAGGAGGUUCCCUGGUCAGAGUCCCAGCUGAACCCGAAGAAUCGUGUCAACAGUCUCGACCCGCCCCAGAACCCGCGAUGGCGGAUCGACGGCUCUACAGGGCUGGGGACCCAGUUUUACGCCUUGCCCCUCAAUGCUGGCCCCCUGCCGCCAAUGCGCUUCGACGUGUUUAUCCCCGAAGAGGCAGGCCUAUCGCCACGGCUCCGGGAGAUCUUAAGCCUGAACGCUGCCUUUCAUACCAAAGAUGCAGACAGAGUAAGAAGGCUUGGCAUUACCAACCACAUCCUACGUCGGCUUCAAACCUGGAUGGCAGGAGAGGGAGAGCUGAAGUCGUUGUACGAGAAUCUGCCGUUCGGCUCUCGCAUUAUUCUCGAAAACCUGGAUCUGGACCUGAGCAAAAUGCGCAUAACCGUCGCCCCCACAUACUAUCUCGAGAAACAGUUGCUCGCGUUGGCGAAGCUAGACAAGGCUCUUGGGGUCCCCUCUGAGCAGCUCCCACAGGCUGUGGAUAUUAAGAACCUUGUUAUUGUCCAGCAGCUUUCCGACAGUGUGUGUAUCGUGCGAUUGUCUCCAGGGAAGACCGACGACGGCACAGCGCAUGGCAAUGACAAGUUAUGGAUUCUAAAGGCCUUGACAAGCGGUGUCAAGUAUAUGUACGUUGAGCUGCGCAAUUUGCUGCUGAUGAAGCCGCAUCCGAAUGUGAUUUCGAGGCCCGACUACCUUGUCACCAAGAUCUGCAGCUUUGGAGGAAAGAGAGCAGUGGUCGGGUUUAUGCUCCCUUACCAUUCUGGCGGAGGUCUGCGUGAUAUGCUCCCUCUGUUGCGGAUCAAUGGCCGCUUGACCAUGGAUAUGCGGCUCAAAUGGGCGAUACAGCUAACCUCAGCUGUGUUACAUGUAAGGGAGGAAGGACGCAUGUUUUAUCCCGAUCUUCGGCUCGACAAUAUUAUCCUAUCGGAAACCGGCGACCUUAUUAUGGUUGACUUUGAGCAGCGCGGUGUGUGGUGUGAGUUUGCCGCGCCUGAAAUCAACGCGAUCGACUUCAUCCGCAUCCUGGCUACCCGCAGCGUGGGUGACAGUGGUAACAACGGCAACGAGACAGGCAUCCCCGAAGAUACCCGCAAGUAUUAUGCUUCGAUUCUGAGCAAGCUCAUGCCCGACUGGGAGAAACUUCAAUCUUGCGAGGAAUAUCCCCCACUAGAUGGCGCAUACCAGAGCUAUAUCAUCCCAUGGCUGUGCCUUGACGAGCGAGAGCAAGAAGCAGCAGAAGUGUUUAUGCUUGGUCGAGUUCUGUGGUGCAUUUUUGAAGGACAGAGUGCUCCUCACCACGUGACACCUUGGCAAUCGUACCUCCGUGAGCCGGAUAUUGAAUUCCCUGCCUAUCGGUACACACCGGUUGUGCUGAGGGAUCUCAUCGAUCGCUGCACACGGGGUAGGCGACCGGGACUGUCAAGUCUAAUUGUCCGACAAAAAAGCAAACUGGUGCUGCGUGGGACAGUGGGGGAGAGCAGCCCAGAGGAAGUCAUGAAGGCUGCGAGGGAGUACUGGCGCGCGGAGGUGGAGGAGGCAGAGCGCUUCGUGUGGUUGAGGGAGGAGCGAAAGCGGCAGGGGGCAUGGGACGGUAAUCAUUUUGGACGGCCACGACUUCGGGAGGUGCUUCGUGAGUUGCAGGCAUUUCGUGAUGCGUACAGCUGA